CUCGCCGCUGCCGCUGCGCGCGCCGUGACCCGCGACCCCGGACCCCGACUCCAUUUGGCUCGGCCCGCGCGCCCCAGGCCCGACACGGGCGGCGCGGUGGGAGAAUGAGCGGUGGGCGGCGGAAGGAGGAGCCGCCUCAGCCGCAGCUAGCCAACGGGGCCCUCAAAGUCUCUGUCUGGAGCAAGGUGCUGCGGAGCGACGCGGCCUGGGAGGACAAGGAUGAAUUUUUAGAUGUGAUCUACUGGUUCCGGCAGAUCAUCGCUGUGCUCCUGGGUGUUAUUUGGGGAGUGUUGCCAUUGCGAGGUUUCUUGGGAAUAGCAGGAUUCUGCCUGAUCAAUGCAGGCGUCCUGUACCUCUACUUCAGCAGCUACCUCCAGAUAGAUGAGGAAGAAUAUGGCGGCACGUGGGAGCUCACGAAGGAAGGGUUUAUGACAUCUUUUGCCUUGUUCAUGGUCAUUUGGAUCAUCUUUUACACAGCCAUCCACUAUGACUGAUGGUGUACAGCCCUCACCUGCCCCCUGUCUAAAGGACCCGCUUAGUUACAGCACAGAAACACGAUGUAGGGGCACUCCUGCACGGGGAGCCUAGAAGACGCAUGUUUUCUGGACCGAGAAUCAUUGUGUUGGGCAUCAGUGUAUUCUGCAAGGGUUGGGACCUGAAACUUUUUAAAGAACCAUCCACCUUUUGGGGAACCGUUUCUGAAUUGUCCACCGCUACCCAUUUCCCCUUGGAUAUCUGUCACUGAACGCCUGUUUGCCAGUUGGAGCUGGUCAUUUAUUUUGAUGCAUCUCUGGAUCACCUGGAUGAAACAUUAAGUUUUCUUCCUCAGUUCUCCAUCAGGUGUACAGCUUUCAGCUAUCAGCGGCAUUUCAAGUCUUCUGAAAACAGUAUGUCAGUGUAUGUGUGGUCCAUAGCAAGUACAAGCAGCAUCUAAUAACAGUUUCCAUUGUAGAAUGUUUUCAGGUACUCAAAUAAAUCAAAUCUUUAAUUGAAAA
Molecule: messenger RNA, 995 nt
Organism: Loxodonta africana (African savanna elephant)
Lineage: Eukaryota; Metazoa; Chordata; Mammalia; Proboscidea; Elephantidae
Gene: RAB5IF
Product: RAB5 interacting factor
Exons: 4
Coding region: 105-494 (129 amino acids)
Biological process (GO): mitochondrial respirasome assembly
Source: RefSeq, a predicted model, not a curated record